AUGAACGUCACUGCAGCUCAGCUAUCGGAUGGAUGUUAUGCGUACAACUAUGACCUGUACGGCGCAACCAACUUUGGCUAUGUGCCCUCUCUGGCGGGGGGGAUCGCUUUCUGCGCCAUCUUCGGGGUCUUCCUGCUCGUACACUUGUUGCAAACCGUCUGGAAGCGAAUGUGGUGGACGUUGCUUUUCAGCCUUGGUGCCAUGACUGAAUUGAUCGGAUGGAUUGGACGUAUAUGGGCGGCUCAAUGUCCAUACAACGGCAACGCGUUCCUGAUGCAGAUCACGACCUUGAUCAUCGCCCCCACGUUCAUCACGGCCGGCAUCUACGUCAUUCUCGGCCGACUGAUCCAUCUUGCAGGCCCUCACACAUCACCGAUUGCACCACGGACGUACCUGUACAUCUUCAUGACAUGCGAUCUCAUGUCGCUGGUCAUCCAGGCGGUUGGGGGAGCAAUGGCCUCGAUCGCGUCGAACAGUGUUCCCCCCGGGAAUACAAGCCCGGGCACCAACAUCAUGGUGGGCGGGAUUGUCUUCCAGAUGGCAGCGACCACGGUGUUCGCCGUGUUGUUUGUGCUGUUCGUGUGGCGGUCUCGCGGGGAUAACCUGCCACGCAAGAUCCAGUACCUGCUGCUCGCGACGGCGUCCUCAACGCUGAUGAUCUAUGUGCGGAGCAUUUACCGGACCAUCGAGCUAUCACAGGGCUGGACAGGGUUUCUGAUCACGCACGAGAUCUUUUUUGUUGUGCUGGAUGGGAUCAUGAUGGUUCUGGCCAUUGGUGUGUUCAACCUGGUCCAUCCGGCGUGGUUUGGCUUGGGGGGCCAGCGGGACAAGUAUAAGCUUGCCGGGCCUUUGAGUUCCGAGGAGUCUAGUGAGCAGGAGCAGACCGAGUUAGUCACUAUAUCUUGA
Messenger RNA from Penicilliopsis zonata CBS 506.65, 906 nucleotides. RefSeq lists its product as hypothetical. The record is from RefSeq and is a predicted model, not a curated record. The coding region runs from base 1 to 906 and encodes 301 amino acids. The transcript has 3 exons. Gene Ontology annotation, cellular component: plasma membrane; fungal-type vacuole. NCBI's taxonomy places the organism in Eukaryota, Fungi, Ascomycota, Eurotiomycetes, Eurotiales, Aspergillaceae.